GCAUAAUUGAUUUCAAUGGAUUCUUGUCGCUGAUGACCAAAAAAAUUUCGGAAAAAGAUUCUAAAGAAGAUUUACUCAAAGCAUUCAGACUUUUUGACGAAGAAGGAAAUGGUCGUAUUUCAUUCAAAAAUUUAAAGAGAGUUGCAAAUAUUUUGUGUGAAAAUCUAACGGAUGAAGAACUUCAACUGAAUUAG
Molecule: messenger RNA, 194 nt
Organism: Protopolystoma xenopodis
Lineage: Eukaryota; Metazoa; Platyhelminthes; Monogenea; Polystomatidea; Polystomatidae
Source: the annotation of a GenBank genome assembly